AUGCCUCCUAUCUAUUACCUAAAUCCCCCCCCAAAUCCUUUCUGGGAUUUUGUCGCCGGGAUUGAAGAUCACCCAUUCUUCACCCAUUAUCGGGGCGCUGUUCCACCACCACCACCAGCUCGCCCUGGAACUGAACAAACCCAAACUCAAGCCACUGCUACUGCUGCUGCCGCUGAGGCCAGCGAAAAAGCCAAAGGCAAGCAACCAGAAACCUACGUCGAGGAUCCACCUGAAGUUGAUCCUUCAACCAUCCGUCCUGAAGGCAAAGACAAAGACACUAGCAUGCCAUUCCGUGGUCGCGGUCGUUUCGCAAAGGCCUUUGAAGGCGACGAAAAGGACGACGAGAAGGGCCGUCAUCGAGGCGGUCCGGGCUGGCGUGGACAUCAUGGCCACUGGAGGGGGGGUCACCAUGGGCCUCAUCCUUUCGGACCACCCCCAUUCAUGUUUGGUCCACGUUUUGGCCCAUGGGGCCCACCACCGCCACCACCAGUAGGAGGCCAAGAAGGUCCGGAGGGCCGUGGUCCAUUUGGCGGAUUUCGUGGACGCGGGGGUUGCCCUCGCGGCCGUCACGGACAUCAUGGCGGUCCUCACUCCCGCUCACCACCACGCGAGCACAGAUCGGGUGGCUUCGAUCUGAGCGCUUUCCUCAACAGAUUAGGCGAACGUCUUGGUGUCGACCUCUCCUCCGCCGCCGAAGGACUAGGUCUCGACCUUGACCGCUUCAAAUCGCGCUCAAAUGACAGCGAUUUCGAACCGAGAACCGACAUCUUCGACACCACUACCCAAUACAUAAUCCACAUAUCUCUUCCAGGUGCGAAGAAAUCUGAUGUCGGUGUUGAAUGGGAUGGUGAGCAUUCCGUUCUCCGAGUCACGGGCGUCGUCCAUCGCCCCGGCGUAGAUGAAGAAACAAUGACGCACUUGGUUGUCGACGGCCGCAAGAGAGAGACGGGCGUUUUUGAGAAGAACGUGCGUCUAGGUACACAGAAGGAGCCUGCCUGCGUUGAUGUCCAGGGCAUCACCGCCAAGAUGGUCGACGGCGUCCUCGUGGUGCAAGUCCCCAAGGUUGAGAAGAAAUUUGAGAAGAAAGAAGUCCGUGUUGAUGGGUCGUCGCCUGAAGUGUCCACCGAACGGCCCGAGGACGCGUACAUGAAUGAAAAUGACUUGCUCUUCGACGCCCAGGAAGACAGAGAUGAGGAGAUGUACGAUGCCGAACCAACUCGCAAUCGGCCCUUCCCAGCGAAGGCGACUUUGAGCGAGACGUCGAAGAGCAAGCAAAAGGAAGCCGAACGGGAAGCGAGAGAUGACCGCUCCGAAACUGUGGGGUUCGAACAUGAAAACGAAACAGUCGAGACUCUUCCCAGGUAUGAAGCUGAGGAUACCAGUCAUCGCCAGCAUGCCGGGGAAGAGGAAAUGAGCGAUUGGGAGAAAGCCGGGUCGGAGGAUGAAGGCGAGUACGUCAAGAUCAACGUUGAUUAG
This is a messenger RNA of Rhinocladiella mackenziei CBS 650.93, 1476 nucleotides long. RefSeq lists its product as uncharacterized. NCBI's taxonomy places the organism in Eukaryota, Fungi, Ascomycota, Eurotiomycetes, Chaetothyriales, Herpotrichiellaceae. The record is from RefSeq and is a predicted model, not a curated record. Bases 1 to 1476 code for a protein of 491 amino acids. Gene Ontology annotation, biological process: protein complex oligomerization; response to hydrogen peroxide; response to salt stress. The transcript has a single exon.